UAUCUUUAUUUAUUUUUUAAUCAAUAACAUUAUUAUCGUAAUAAACUUACGAAACUGAAGUUAGCCGACGUCUAAUCAUUUUUCGAUUUUUUUUAAAACGAUAAAUUAUAAUAAAAAAAAUAUUUGAAAAUAUUGCACCUGUAGUUUUUUAAAUUUUCUACAUGUGCAUAUUUUUAUUUUUUAUUUUUUUGCAAUUGAUUUGUUAAAAAAAAAAUACGAAGGUUUUUAAUUGUCCGAUAACUUCAGGAUCAUAUAAACUUAAUUAUUAAUUUUAGUUUCCGCAUGGACGAUAAAUUUAGACAAAGUAUUUAAUUACUUAGCCGGCCAUAAAGGUGCAGUGAAGACAACUAGUCUCUCAUCCUUCAAUUUGCGGUUUCAUUACAACGUCCACGGACAAUAUUCUUCAAGUAUGGAGCUGUAAUUUUAAAGAUAAAUCUGAAUCCUUUUCAAACCUUGGAGCAAUAACUUCAAUGGGAACUAAUGAAUCAUUUUCACUAGUAACUCUAGGAACAAAAUUAACUUUUUUUUACACACACCAGCUUUAUUUAUUUUACUCUCCACUUACUGCAAAACCAAAUAUUUUAUUGUCUACCCAAAAUCUAAUUCAUCCAAUUGGCAUUGUCGUCAGUAAUAAUUAUGAUCAUACAAUAAGUAUUUUAUCAUCUGUUAGUGGAAAACAAAUAAAUGUUAUUGUCCUGCCAUCAAAUGUUGAUCCAAUUCCUAUGUCUUACAGUUCAAUCACCACUGACAUUUAUAUAGUUCUGAUGAAGAUACAAAAUAUCAUAAUCUUAAAUUUUAAAAUAUAUCCAAUGAAGAUUAAGUAAAAAAACAACGAGGAAGAACCGUCAGUAAAGCACCCCUAGCGCUUUCGCGCUUGAGGUGUGCAAUAACUUUCAAACUCAAUUGCAAUAAUUAUUAUUAUUUAUUUUAAAAAUAAAAUACUUUUAUUCAUAGAAAUUCAUGGACAAGUGAAAAAAGAAUAACAACUGUCGUAGUAUACGAUCAUCAUCAACAAAUUGAAUCUAAUCGAAAGUUUUAUUAUAAUUAAUUAUUUAUCUGUAUUUAUAGCGCCCGAUGAUUAAAAUACUAUUUUUUAAUUAAUUUAUAGAAUAUCAAACUGCGAAUCCUAAUUAUAGGGGAACUGAUAUUAUAAUGAAUUAUAAAUAAUUAUAAGCAAUGAUUAUAAAUUUGUUUUUUAUUGUAAAUUUUAAAUUGAACCAAUAAAUAUACAUAAUAUGA
Microplitis mediator is the source of this 1239-nucleotide messenger RNA. RefSeq lists its product as uncharacterized. The record is from RefSeq and is a predicted model, not a curated record. The transcript is spliced from 3 exons. NCBI's taxonomy places the organism in Eukaryota, Metazoa, Arthropoda, Insecta, Hymenoptera, Braconidae. Bases 471 to 824 code for a protein of 117 amino acids.